UGGCAAGGGAUCGGUUGUCGCAACACUCGUUUAGCCAGUUGUCUGGUGGCAUUCGUGGCGCGUGCAUCUUGCAAUAUUUCGAGAAAUCUUAAAGAUAAAAUACCCAUAGAAAGCGAGGUCGACGGAGUAGGAUUAAAAGUAGAUUUCAUUGUGGCAACCUGAAGACAAACGGUAGACGCUGUGGAGCUGCAAAGAGAGAAGGCGCUCGAAUUCUUCCGAGUCUUGACCUUCGUGCUACUGUUCCUGAUCAUCUCCCUAUAUCUAUAUCGGUUCGCAUUCUAGAGGGACUAGCGCUGACUGCCUGGGGGAUUUGGCCGAGAUGCCCAAAUUACCAGCGGUUGGCAUUGAUCUUGGUACCACGUACUCGUGUGUCGGCGUCUUUCAGCAUGGCAAGGUGGAGAUCAUCGCCAACGACCAGGGCAAUCGCACCACUCCCAGCUAUGUGGCGUUCACGGAGUCGGAGCGUCUGAUCGGUGAUGCGGCCAAGAACCAGGUGGCCAUGAAUCCCAACAAUACAAUUUUCGAUGCCAAACGGCUGAUUGGACGCCGUUUCGAUGACGCCACCGUCCAGUCGGACAUGAAACACUGGCCUUUCGAGGUUGUUGCCGAGAAUGGAAAACCCCGAAUCCGGGUGGAGUACAAGGGCGAGCGGAAGAGCUUCUAUCCGGAGGAGGUUUCCUCAAUGGUGUUGACCAAAAUGCGCGAGACGGCAGAGGCAUAUUUGGGUGGCUCUGUAACGGAUGCAGUGGUCACUGUUCCGGCUUACUUUAACGACUCCCAGCGUCAGGCCACCAAGGAUGCUGGAGCUAUUGCUGGCUUGAAUGUCCUUCGCAUCAUCAAUGAACCGACGGCAGCUGCCAUAGCCUACGGAUUGGAUAAGCAGGGCACCAGCGAGCGAAAUGUCCUGAUCUUUGACCUUGGCGGCGGAACCUUCGACGUAUCAGUGCUGACUAUCGAAGAUGGCAUCUUCGAGGUAAAGGCCACCGCUGGGGAUACCCAUCUUGGAGGCGAGGACUUCGACAACCGGUUGGUGAACCAUUUCGUUCAGGAGUUCCAACGUAAGCACAAGAAGGAUCUCGGGCAGAAUAAGCGGGCAUUGAGACGCCUCCGCACCGCCUGCGAAAGGGCCAAGAGAACCCUCUCCUCGUCCACCCAGGCCAGCAUCGAAAUCGACUCCCUCUUCGAGGGUGUUGACUUCUACACCUCGGUUACACGGGCCCGCUUCGAGGAGUUGAAUGGGGAUCUAUUCCGUGGCACCAUGGAGCCUGUGGCCAAGGCGCUACGCGAUGCCAAGAUGGACAAGGGUCAAAUCCAUGAUAUCGUCCUGGUAGGUGGCUCAACCAGGAUACCCAAGGUGCAGCGCCUGCUGCAGGACUUCUUCAAUGGAAAGGAGCUGAACAAAUCUAUUAAUCCCGAUGAGGCAGUGGCUUAUGGAGCUGCCGUUCAGGCAGCCAUUCUCCAUGGCGACAAGUCGGAGGCUGUCCAGGAUCUCCUUCUACUGGAUGUCACUCCUCUAUCUCUAGGUAUUGAAACCGCCGGAGGGGUGAUGACUACGCUGAUCAAGAGGAACACCACCAUACCCACCAAACAAACUCAAAUUUUUACCACAUAUGCGGACAACCAGCCGGGUGUACUCAUCCAGGUGUUUGAAGGAGAGCGCGCGAUGACUAGGGAUAACAACAGCCUGGGUAAAUUCGAACUAUCAGCGAUUCCCCCUGCUCCACGUGGAGUGCCUCAGGUGGAGGUGACCUUUGAUAUCGACGCGAAUGGCAUACUCAAUGUUACGGCUUUGGAGAAGUCAACCGGCAAAGAGAACCGCAUCACCAUCACCAACGACAAGGGUCGCCUGUCCAAGGAGGACAUAGAGCGGAUGGUCAACGAUGCAGAAUCGUAUCGCCAGGCGGAUGAACAGCAACGCGACCGCAUCAAUGCCAAGAACCAGCUGGAGUCUUACUGUUUCCAGCUGCGAUCCACUCUAGAUGAUGAGCAGUUCAGCAGUCGCAUUAGUCCCACGGAUCGGGAAACCAUUCAGCAGCGCUCCAGUGAGACAAUUGCCUGGUUAGAUGCGAAUCAAUUGGCCGAACGGCAGGAGUUCGAGCACAAACAGCAGGAGCUAGAGAGGAUAUGUAGUCCGAUCAUGACACGGCUUUAUCAGGGUGCCGGUAUGGCGCCACCUCCUUCAAGCGGUGGCUCUAAUCCGGGUGCAUCAGGUGGCUCUGGUCCCACCAUCGAGGAGGUGGAUUAAGGGAUCGGGAAUGGGGUGAAGCACUUCUUGUUCGGUUCUUCUAGUUGAUUUCAAAAUUGUUUCUUUGCCCUAGAAAAUCCUAUUCAAAUUUAGAUCCUUUAUAGGUCAAAUAAAAUUUCACAUGUUUUAAA
Molecule: messenger RNA, 2376 nt
Organism: Drosophila eugracilis
Lineage: Eukaryota; Metazoa; Arthropoda; Insecta; Diptera; Drosophilidae
Gene: Hsc70-1
Product: heat shock 70 kDa protein cognate 1
Exons: 3
Coding region: 320-2245 (641 amino acids)
Biological process (GO): cellular response to unfolded protein; protein refolding; vesicle-mediated transport
Cellular component (GO): plasma membrane; nucleus; cytoplasm
Molecular function (GO): ATP-dependent protein folding chaperone; heat shock protein binding; misfolded protein binding
Source: RefSeq, a predicted model, not a curated record